ACAAAAUUACGGUUUCUUCUCCCAUAUGACAUUUGCAAUUCCUGCCUAGCUGCAAACCUUGACCAGCACGUCCCGCUCACAAGUCAUACUCAGCGAAGCCUAGACAGUUAGUAGUGCGCACGUGGAGCUUGGUGUUCCAGUGUUGGACUCUCGCCAUGACGGCCGCCGCCCAUAUCCACGAUGGCUGCGGCCAACACCAACUGCAUCGGCAUGCGGAGUCCACGCCGCGCGACCUCGAGCGCGCACGGCAAGCAAGACCCCUGCUCGGUGUCAGCACCCGCUGAAACGUGGGGGGAACCCAACCUUGACCCGUACGGAUGUACAAAACCGAAAAAGGUGCGAGGGGUUCAACGUACGUAGUUCGUGCCAGCAAAUUUUGAGCAGAUGGUGGCACCGGCGGCGGAGGCGGAGGCGGAGGCCGGCCGCAAGACCUUGCCGGAUGAGUGCAAGACCCUGUGGCAGAUCGCUGGGCCGGUGAUCCUUACCGGCGUCUUCCAGUUCCUCAUCGGCUUCGUCACCGUCGCCUUCGUCGGCCACAUCGGCAAGGUCGAGCUCGCCGCCGUCUCCAUUGUCAUCGGCGUCAUCGAAGGCCUCGGCUUCGGGCUCCUUCUCGGCAUGGGGAGCGCCCUGGAGACGCUGUGCGGGCAGGCGGUGGGGGCCGGGCAGCUCCACACUCUGGGCGUCUACAUGCAGCGGUCGUGGAUCAUCUGCCUCGCCACGGCCGUCGCCCUGCUCCCGGUCUACAUGUUCACGGACCCCAUCCUCCGCCUGCUCCGGCAGUCCCCGGAGAUCUCCGCCGUGGCGGGGCGGUACGCGCGCUGGUGCGUGCCGCAGCUCUUCGCCUACGCCGUCAACUUCCCCAUGCAGAAGUUCUACCAGGCGCAGAGCCGGGUGUGGGUCAUGACGCUCAUCUCCGGCGGCGCCGUCGGCGUGCAUGCGCUGCUCAACUGGGUCGUCGUGGCCAGGCUCGGCCGCGGCCUCCUGGGCGCGGCCAUGGUCGGGAACGCCUCCUGGUGGCUCAUCAACGCGGCGCAGUUCGUGUACGUCGUCGGCGGGUCCUUCCCGGAGGCGUGGACGGGGUUCUCGCGCAAGGCCUUCGCCAGCCUCGGCGGCUUCGUCAGGCUCUCCCUCGCGUCCGCGGUCAUGCUCUGCUUAGAGAUGUGGUACUACACGGCAGUAAUCAUUCUGGUGGGUUGCUUGAAGAACCCAGAGAUUCAAGUCGGGGCCGUUUCCAUAUGCAUGAACUACAACAUCUGGACACUGAUGGUAUCCGUCGGUUUCAAUGCCGCAGUGAGUGUUCGCGUGGCCAACGAACUUGGCGCCAAGCACCCGAAGGCAGCCAAGUUCUCGGUCGUCGUGGCGGUGACCACGUCGGCCGCCGUCGGGCUCGUCUUCACGCUCGUCACCCUCGUGGCCAGGAAGCAGCUGCCGAGGCUUUUCACCGACGACGAGCUAGUGGUCAAGGAGGCCGCAAACCUGGGGUACCUUCUGGGUGCCACCAUAGGCCUCAACAGCAUCCAGCCGGUGCUAUCAGGGGUGGCCAUUGGAGCUGGGUGGCAGUCCUUGGUCGCCUGGGUCAACAUCGGCUGCUACUAUCUCAUCGGCCUGCCCCUUGCAGCUGUCUUCGGCUUCAAGCUGAAGCUUAACGCAACAGGGAUUUGGGUGGGGAUGCUGACCGGCACGGUUCUGCAGACCGUCAUCCUGUUUGUGAUCCUCUUCAGAACCAAAUGGCAAAAAGAGGCUAUGCUGGCAGAGGAGCGGGUGCGGAACUGGGGAGGAAACGUCGAGCUGCCGACCGUCCAAGAAGCAAGAUGAAACGGGAACGGACAAGGCUGGUUGCGCACACAUCAGACAAAUUUGACAGGACAGGAGUCCACAAAGAAUAAACACAAGAUAUAGAAAUGCUAGUACAUGAAUCAUUCUCUCUCUUUUUUACUGAGAGAGACUACUGUAAUCAUUCGGUGUAGCUGUAUUCAGCAAGGGUCGUCAAUUUUGUUCUAUAAUCUCUUGAAAGCAGAAGGUUAGAAAUUA
Messenger RNA from Triticum dicoccoides, 2031 nucleotides. Its product is annotated as protein DETOXIFICATION 33-like. Gene Ontology annotation, cellular component: membrane. Bases 385 to 1815 code for a protein of 476 amino acids. Gene Ontology annotation, molecular function: xenobiotic transmembrane transporter activity; antiporter activity. The record is from RefSeq and is a predicted model, not a curated record. The transcript is spliced from 8 exons. Gene Ontology annotation, biological process: xenobiotic detoxification by transmembrane export across the plasma membrane. Lineage: Eukaryota; Viridiplantae; Streptophyta; Magnoliopsida; Poales; Poaceae.